UAUACAAGGGAAUAAUAACCCAUCUUUGGUCCAAAGUUUUUACUGGGCAUGAAAAUAUGGGGCGACGGGAUUUUAAACAUUCAGGAUGUGGGCGUUGGGGUUGGUUUGGCUCCAUGACCGAACAGAGUUGAGUUUGGAAAGUGCCGGAAGCCAAACGGAAGAGCGGUUAGAGUCACGCCCGCUUUCUUGUGCUCUGGCGGGCCGGGAGGGAAAACCGAUGGCGGCGACUGGCGGCCUGCCCUGUCUUUUGCCUUCGCAGAGCCAGUUGGACUACGCGCUGGAGGAUGCGACCACGCUUCAAGAGAAGGAGAACUUGGUGUAUCAGCACGUGAAAAAAGUGGACGGUUGGGAGCGGGAUUUGAAAGUCCCCGAAUUUGGAGCAGAUUUACAGUGGCUGAACACUGAAGGUUCACUUUCUUUUUAUAAACAUCUUUGUGGAAAAGUAGUGGUAUUAGAUUUCUUCACCUACUGCUGCAUCAAUUGCAUCCAUAUUUUGCCUGAUCUUCAUGAUUUAGAGGAGAAGUACUCUGAUAAAGAUGGUGUCCUUGUUAUAGGUGUUCACUCAGCAAAAUUUCCAAAUGAAAAAGUUUUGGAUAACAUCAAAAGUGCUGUUCUUAGAUAUAACAUCACUCAUCCUGUGGUAAAUGAUGUUAAUGCAACCCUCUGGCAUGAGCUAGAAGUGUCCUGCUGGCCAACCUUGGUAAUUGUUGGACCUCGUGGCAAUAUCUUGUUCAGUUUGAUUGGCGAAGGGCACAAGGACAAACUAUUUCUAUUUACAUCUAUAGCCUUAAAAUACUACAAGGAACAAAGGCAAAUUAAUAGUAAUAGAAUUAGAACACAACUAUAUAGAAACUCAUUGUCAUCUUCACCUUUGCUGUUCCCUGGGAAAAUUGCAGUAGAUAGUUCUGAAAACACCCUGGUAAUAGCUGAUACCGGACAUCAUAGGAUUUUGAUUGUGGAAAAAAAUGGUCACAUUCUGCACAUCAUUGGAGGACCAGACAGGGGAAGAAAUGAUGGAAAUUUUUCAGAAGCAUCGUUCAAUUGUCCACAAGGAGUUGCCAUAAAGAACAAUAUUAUUUAUGUAGCAGAUACAGAAAACCAUCUAAUUAGAAAGAUUGACCUGCGGUUGGAGUUAGUGAGCACUGUUGCAGGAGUUGGAAUACAAGGCACUGAUAAGGAAGGAGGAGCCAAAGGAGAUGAGCAGCCUAUUAGUUCACCAUGGGAUAUAACUUUGGGAAGCUUAGCAACUCAUGAAGAUGGUGUUCUUUGGAUUGCCAUGGCAGGCAUACAUCAACUCUGGGCACUUAUGUUGGAAAAUGGAAAAUUACCUAAAGGAAGUGAUUUGAAGAAAGGAACUUGUCUUCGAUUUGCUGGAAGUGGAAAUGAAGAGAACCGAAACAAUGCAUAUCCCCACAAAGCAGGCUUUGCUCAACCUUCUGGUCUCUCUGUUGCUGCUGAAGAUCCAUGGAGUUGCAUUUUUGUUGCAGACAGUGAAAGUAGUACUGUUCGAACAGUUUCUCUAAAAGAUGGCACUGUGAAACACCUUGUGGGAGGCGAGAGAGAUCCAAUGAAUUUAUUUGCUUUUGGUGAUGUUGAUGGAGCUGGGACGAAUGCAAAGCUACAACACCCGUUGGGAGUAGCUUGGGACAAAAAAAGAAGCCUCCUUUAUGUUGCAGAUUCCUAUAAUCAUAAGAUUAAAUUUGUAGAUCCCAAAAUGAAGAACUGUGCCACUUUAGCAGGUACAGGAGAAGCAAGCAACAUAAUUGGUUCCAGCAUUACCACAUCAACUUUUAAUGAACCAGGAGGCCUAUGUGUUGAAGAUGGAGGACAAUUCCUUUAUAUUGCAGAUACCAACAAUCAUCAAAUUAAAGUGAUAGAUUUAGAAACUCGUACUGUUUCACUGCUUCCCCUUCUACAGGUUGACACAGUAGACACUAUAACUACAGGGAGUAUUAAAAUGACUGAUAAAGCAGAACUGCCAAGGCUCCCUAAAUCAGCUCCGCAUUUUCAGCUACCUUCAUUGACUGUAAGUCCAGGCCAAGCACUUCAGUUCGUACUGAUGCUCAACUUGCCUCCAAAUACUAAACUGACUGAAGAAGCACCGAGCUCCUGGUUUUUUACUGCAGAAGGUAAUGAAUGGCUACUUUGUGAUCCCUAUAGAUCUGGAACAAUUGCAGACAUAUUUGAACAGCCUAUAAUACCAUUUCAGCUACCCACUAACUGCCUGUCAGCUGAAGCUUUAUUGUCAAUCAAUGUAUGCCUCUAUUACUGUAGCAAGGACAGUAAUGCCUGCAUGAUGAAAGGAAUCUCAUUCAACCAGCCUUUCCAUAUAGCAAAUGUAAACCAAAAAAGCAUAGCUCCAAUUGAGCUCACAUAUACAUUUUAAUUUUAAGCACAGCAAAGCAAAAAACCAUUUAUAGGCUUAUUUACUGUAGCCUAAUUUUUACCGCAAAACAAACUUAACUUUUGCAAUACUAUAUAUGUGUUAUUACAUGUAUGAACUUAAAGCACACCUUGCAAAAAUGUAUGCUUGCUUAAAUGGAAUGUGAGAAAUCAUGAAACUAUAUCUAAAUCUUAGUACCUUGUUAACUUAUUAUAUAAGCAAUAAAUACUAAAGGGUUGGGGUCACUGUGAAAAAACAAAUCUAAACAUAGAAAAGAUUGAUAUCUAUCUUCAGAGUACAGUCUUAAUGUUGGAAAUUCGCAUUCGUUUGAUUUUUUUCCCUGUGUUAUAUAAACAUUUGUCAUCACGUGUUUUCUGGACCAGGAGGCCUUGCUCACUGUCAUUCAUGCCUUGACCAUCUGUCUGUUGGAUUACUGAAGUGAGCUCUACAUGGACCUACCCUUGAAGAUCACUGAGAAGUUACAACUGGUUCAGCAUGCAGCAGUGUGCGCUUGAGCUUUGCUGCGCAAGCUAUACUAGCUUCUAGUUGUUUUCUGGGUGCAAUUCAAUGUUGGUUACUACUUUCCAGCCUUAAAUGGCUGUAGCGUAAUGUCAAGGUUUCUGCCCAACCUACCAGAUUAGAUUAUAUGGUCGAUGUAGGUCCCACUUCUUAAAUGUUACCUCUGAUGGGACUUUUAAGACACACUUUUUCAGUAGCUGCCUUGACCCUUGAGAUUUGGAAGGCCCCCACCCUUUAACUUCUGAAGGGCUAAGGUAGGUAAAAUGAGGACCCGGUUUGUGGGGGCAAUAAGCUGACUUUGUAUAAAAAUAUACAAAAGUAUGAAGGCUAUUGCUUAACGCACUGUAAGCCGCCCUGAGUCUCCGGAGAAGGGCGGCAUAUAAAUCAAUUUUUUUUAAAAAAAGACCUAGCUCUUUGCUCAGAUUUCGGGCUAGGAUAGAAGUGAGCCCAGCAAAUGUAAGUUUAUGACAUCGCAGCAGUGUGUUGGACUAUAUGGUGGUGUGAGGUUUAGUUGUUUUUAUUUAUGUUAUAUUAAAUAUUACUGUGAGUCACCUAUAGUUUUUAUGUAUAAGAAAGAUGGCCUUAUAGGUUUUAUAAAUAAAUCAUCAACCUUUUGUUUCAAAUACAAGCAAAAUAAUAAAAAGUAAAAUAUGCAAUGAAAAAUAGUUUUUAAUAAAAACUAAUGUUUUUUUUUAAAAAAAUAAUAUUUAAACAACAUGUUCUACAUAUAUUUGUUAAUGACUUACAUAGAGGAACUUCUAUGCAAAGGCUAAGUGAAUUGAUAUUUAUAGCUAGGAAUAAUAUUUUUAAUAAAAUCUGAAAAAUUAAAAGGCUGAAAUAAUUAGUUUUUUUAUUGUCUAUAACCUUAAACUGCUUGUUAAAACUUGUUUUGAAAGAGAGAAUAGUAUGGGGGGAUGUAGGGUGGUGUGUGGUGUGGUAGGGUAUGGUGUAUGGUAUGGUAUGGUACGAGUUUUAAACAAUAUUUACCAGUAUAAAGGAAAGAUACAAAACAGAUCACAUUCCAAAAAUAAUAGGAUUCUUGUCAAAAUUGUAUAGAAUUUAAUACUUCACCAGAAAUCCGUCCUAUCAUGCAAACUAUUUUUAAGAACUCUUUUAAGUGCAAUUGUGCAUGUGAUAAAGAAAUAGCAGGCAUCAUGUUAUUCUUUGUUUUGUUAAAGGUUUAUUUCCCUCAUAGAUCUUUUAUAUAGUUAAAGAGAAAAAAUCCAGUAUAAUAAGAGUUAUCCAAGUAAUCAAUGGCACCUCUUCAAAUAAUGUGCUUUUACAUUAUUUUUAAUGCCAUCUUGGAUAAAAACCAGAAACUCAGUCAUACAUUUUUAGUCACUGACUUUUUUAAAAAAAACUUAUUUUGCAAAGAAGUCUCUGCUAACAGAACCACUCUUUUAGGUCAGAAAAUGAAUAGACUUUCUCUAUUCCCACCAGGCUGAGAGUAAAGAUGUUGAUUUAACCUAUGCUAUGAAUUCAUUUUUAAAAGUUUCACUGGAAGUUAAGCAGAAUGGAAGAUACUGCAUGAUAACCUUUAAAAGUUAAACUUAGAUUUUAUAUUUGAUUUCAUACACUAUAUAUCUUACCGUUAUAAUAUCUGUAUUUAGACACUGACAAAGCAGCUUGGAAGCCUUCUAAAUGCUUCAUGAUUUUAUCCUGUUCACUUUAUCAGGUUAAUAUAAGAUAAUAGGCUCAGGUCCAAGAUAGGAAAACUUUAAACACAUAUUUAAAAACAAAGCUUUUUAAUGAAUACUAUGUAUAUAGUGUUUCAAUAGUUUCUUUCAGUGUUCUUGUUAAGUCAGAAUUAGAAGUGUAUAAAUUGUGCAUCAAAAUAAUGUGAAAGCAAAGGAGAAACUACAAUUUGUCACUUGUUUCAUCAUUCUUCACUUUAUAAAACUGAAUAAAUGCAAAUAUUUGGA
Pantherophis guttatus is the source of this 4824-nucleotide messenger RNA. RefSeq names its product NHL repeat containing 2 (gene NHLRC2). The record is from RefSeq and is a predicted model, not a curated record. NCBI's taxonomy places the organism in Eukaryota, Metazoa, Chordata, Lepidosauria, Squamata, Colubridae. Gene Ontology annotation, molecular function: protein binding.